AUGCACGUCCAAACCACCUGGGUUGCCCUCCUGGCCACCCUUCCCACUGCGUUUGCUUUCUGGCCCACCUACUAUUCCCAGAAUGCCAACAAUGCCAACAACGUCGGCAGUGUCAACAGUGUCAACCCUCACAGCAAUGACGAGCCCAAUGUAACGAUCGAGACGGUGUUCCAGUUCCCCAACAAUGGCUCCUGGAUCGUCAACUUGGUCGAGCGCCGCGAUGGAAGCCUCCUGUUGACCCGGUUGGACACCCCCGAAGUUUGGUCUCUUGAUCCUGCCACCGGAACCGCGGAGCUUGUCCACAGCUUCCCCAUGGUCACCAGCUGCUUCGGCAUCAGCGAGAUCGAGGACGACGUGUUCGCGGUCGUGAUCGGUAACUUCUCCUCCACGACCUACCAGCCCACCCCGGGAUCUUUCGUCGUGCAAAAGAUCGACUUUUCCAACGCGGCGGCGCGAACAGAGGGGGCAAAUGCCGGCCAUACCGUCUCCGAGAUCGCCGCCAUCCCGGAGGCCGUCGCUUUGAACGGUAUGACCAGCUUCACCCGGGAGUCUCACUUGGUCUUGAUUGCGGACAGUCCCGUGGGUCUUGGCUGGAAGCUGAACACGCAGAGCGGCGAGUACUCGGUGGCACUGAACAACACCAAGCUUCGUCCUGCAGAGGGCCAGGCUCUGCCCUUGGGAGUCAACGGUCUCAAGGUUCUUAACGACUACGUCUACUACUCCAGCACGACCCGUAUGGAAUUCGGCCGUGUCAAGGUCAACUCAGAGGCGAUGCCGGUUGGUGACUAUGAGACUAUCGCCAGUGGAUUCCUGCCCGAUAACUUUGAUGUUGCCUCCGAUGGCACAGCCUAUAUCGCGACCGAUCCCCAGAACUCGGUCGUCCGCAUCACUCCUUCUGGUCAGAUCGCCCUCGUGGGUGGUGGUCAACUCUCCACGCAAAUGCCCGGUGCGACAUCUUGCCGUCUUACCAGUGAUGAAAAGACCGUCUAUGUCGGUACCAGCGGUGGUCAGGUUGCUCCUGUCCUGGGUCAAUUUAUGGAGCCCGCCAAGGUUGUGAAGAUCACUUUCAACUAA
This is a messenger RNA of Penicillium oxalicum, 1074 nucleotides long. RefSeq lists its product as uncharacterized. Lineage: Eukaryota; Fungi; Ascomycota; Eurotiomycetes; Eurotiales; Aspergillaceae. Bases 1 to 1074 code for a protein of 357 amino acids. The transcript has a single exon. The record is from RefSeq and is a predicted model, not a curated record.